Dunckerocampus dactyliophorus (ringed pipefish) is the source of this 3792-nucleotide messenger RNA. It is a transcript of the gene poli, whose product is annotated as polymerase (DNA directed) iota. Gene Ontology annotation, molecular function: damaged DNA binding; DNA-directed DNA polymerase activity. Gene Ontology annotation, biological process: translesion synthesis. The record is from RefSeq and is a predicted model, not a curated record. Lineage: Eukaryota; Metazoa; Chordata; Actinopteri; Syngnathiformes; Syngnathidae. The transcript is spliced from 10 exons. Bases 276 to 2372 code for a protein of 698 amino acids.
UUUUUAGCAGUCUCGUUGUUAAACGUUAUUUCACUUCAUCAUAAACAUUUAAUGCACUAAGACAAACUUGAAUGACCCACUAGUAUUUUCUCUUAUAAUGUAAAUUGCCUUGCAGUAAAUCCUCCUGGUCAGCAGAUGGCGCUGCUUUUGGACGCAACAUCCUCUCCUUACUCUUACUCACUGCCACCUGCUACAGCUAGCAUAACAUACUAGCUAGCAGCUAGCAUAGAUACUUAGUUGACACGUUGUAGCACCUACAUAACUUAGAUUUUGUCAUGCUUGCAAUGGAAAACAGUGAAGAUGAGGUGGAGGCGGAUGAAACCGAAUGGAAGCAAGAUUUAAAAGAUUCGCCAUUUGUUGUUUCAGGCUCCUUAAACCUCCUUAAGACCACGACGCCUGCACACAGAGUCAUUUUGCAUUUUGACCUGGAUUGCUUCUAUGCUCAGGUGGAGAUGCUAAGAAACCCAGCUUUGAGAGACGUCCCUCUAGGCAUUCAGCAGAAGUACAUCAUCGUCACCUGUAACUACGUGGCGAGGCAGCAGGGCGUCGCCAAGCUGAUGUCUGUCACUGAUGCUAAGGACAAGUGUCCUCAGCUGGUGCUGGUGAAAGGCGAAGACCUGACCCACUAUAGAGAAAUGUCCUAUCAAGUAACAGACCUGCUGCUGUCGUUCUGUCCGCUGGUCGAGAGGCUUGGCUUCGACGAGAACUAUGUGGACAUCACAGAGAUGAUAGCGAGGAGGCUGGCACGCACGCCGCAGGCCAACCUUUCAUUUAAAGGCCACGUGUACAACACCGCAAGUGCAGAUGCAGACGCUAAAGCUAGCAGCCAUCCAGAGUUGGCUCUAGGGUCGCACGUCGCCGCCGAGCUGAGAGAGGCCAUUCACAGCCGACUGGGGCUAACUGGCUGCGCCGGCAUCGCCGCCAACAAGCUGCUGGCCAAACUGGUGUCGGGCACCUUCAAACCCAACCAGCAAACCACACUGCUGCCGGAGAGCGUUGAUGACAUAAUGGGCGCCCUGAGUGGCCUCCGUAAAAUACCAGGUGUUGGUCACCAAACUGCCAAGAGGCUUCAAGCCCUGGGCUUGGUCAGCGUCCAAGACUUGCAGCUUUUCCCUCCGACUGACCUGGUGCGAGAAUUCGGAGCUCCGGCUGCAACACGUCUGAAGAAUCUAUCGCUUGGCGUGGAUGAUUCUCCAGUCACCCCCACCGGAGCCCCCCAGUCUCUCAGCGAUGAAGAUUCCUUCAAGAAAAUGUCAUCUGCUAAAGAAGUGAUGGAAAAGAUUGAGCAGCUCCUGAGCAGCCUGAUAGAGAGGAUGCGCAAAGAUGGCAGGCAGCCUCACACCUUCCGGCUCACCAUCCGUAAAUACUCGGCGACCAACAAGUGGCACAGCCGGGAGAGCCGCCAGUGUCCCAUCCCCAACCACGUCGGACAGAAGAUCAGCUCUGCCAGCAGCGACGACGCAGUGGUCCAGCUGGUCUCCGUAGCUAUGAAGCUCUUCUCCAAAAUGGUGGACACCCACGCGGCCUUCCACCUGACCCUCAUCAACGUGUGCUUCAGCAACCUACAGACAAGAGGGCCUUCCGCCAGCGGGCGGGGCUCCAUCACAUCUUUCUUUGUGCACGGCUCCUCACCCAAAACACACAGACGGGACAGCUCCUCAUUGGCUGGCAGAGGACCGGGUGCAGAUAAUCGUCUCGGCACACCCAGCGAGACGACUCCAGAGAAGACCACAAAGAGCCCACCAAGCUGCGAUGCAGCAACGCUCUGGGCCAAAACCAAAGAGAGCACUUUUGUCCCGGCGGAAGCGUCCCAUCCUGUCACGUCACCCAGCAGCACCACAUGUCGAGACCACGGUGACACCGUCAUCACUGCGACACAUCGAUUGCCUCCAAAUGUUGACCCAGAUGUCUUCAGCCUCCUCCCUGUGGAGAUCCAAAAGGAGCUUUUAUUGGAGUCACCCGAGAGCACCCGUCAGCCGUGUCACCUUCCUUCAGAGCCCCCCUUAACGUCAAUCCCAACUUUCCGAAAUAUAAACAAUACAGAUGAAUGUGUGGUCUAUGAAUUGGACCCAUCUGACGGAUGUGCCGCGCUGCAUCAGCAGCAGCCUCCGGGCGGGAGCGCGCUUCCUGGAGAGACCGUCGCGGAAGAUAAGAGGCUGUCAUGUGACUGCGAGCUGCCAGUAAACGUGGACCCUAAAGUGUUCUCUGAGCUACCGGCUGACCUUCAGACAGAGCUGAUGACGGAAUGGAAGCAGCGGAAGCCGCUUCUGAAGGUCCCCGCGGCCAAGAAACCUGACCGAGCCAGAGAGAAGAAAGGUGCAGGAAGAGGAAGCCAGGCAAACAGUUUGUUGAAGUAUUUUAAGCACACUUAGUGCUAAUACCGCACAGUACAGGCCGCCGCUAGCUGUGGUAUUUAAAUGACAUUUUUUCACGGCAGUCAUGCUGACAUCGCAAGACAGACUCAUUCAGCACAGAAAGAUGCAAAAAAUGAUUUCCAUAAAAAAACGGUACAGGUCAGAAGCCUUUACGUUUUGGUGAGAAUCUGGAUAAACGUGAUGCUAGUGUUUCCAACUUCAUUAUAGCUUCAAUGGAAGCACCCAUCCUCUAGAAUCAUGCUGCUGCCUGUCUGCCAUUCAUCAUCUUCCAUGAACCAGGAAGUAGUAGCCUGCUCGCUCACACAGAUGACAAACUGCUACGCUGCCACUCUUGCUUUUGUUAACAAUACAACCUGCUUGUUAUAUACAGUAUGGUCAUUAUAACAUAACAAAAACAUAUUUGCACAGUUCCAUAUUUUCACUAUAGCUCAUUUAAAACACAUUUGUUUGUGGCCCAAUACGAUCAAUGCAAAAUCAACCUAAAAUGUCCUAAGUCUUCUGCAGUUUUUGAGUGAGUCGGUCAUGCAAAAUGCAGCAAAGCCGUGUCUUUUAUGAGUCAGCCAGCUUAGGUUAACAUGAACAUUCUCACCCAAAUUCUUGUGCAUUGUUAAUAAAUGCUGUCCCUAACACAGUGGUUUCAAUUCAAACUUUUCGUGUUACUUACGUCAGUCAGGUGCACUGAUGAGUUGUGACGAAAGACGCCCCUACAAAUGACCUGUUUUUUGUAUACGGUGCCUUAGAUAGUAUUUAUUCUUUUGUUUAUGCUGCGUUUGCUAUUUUGCACCACUGUUGUUUUUAUGAAUAAAGUAGAGUAUGAUUAGGUUAUAUGAAUAAAAACAAGCCAGAUGUUGUUCAUGAAUCCUAAUGCUGAGUGUGGGGCUGUGGGACAAUUUAUGCAAUUUAUUGCAAACAAGCAUGAAAGUGAAAUAGGCUGCUCAUCAGCUGAUCAAAACUGUAAGACCAUAGCUUAAAAAAAAACAAAAAUACGAAUACAAUUUGAAAAAAAGGACUCAGUAGUAAGUAGCUGCGCCAUUCUUGUUCAUCAGCUCAAAAAUGGGUUUGGGCAUGCUUGAUGCCAGUGUUUCCAGGAGGCUAGUGGGAAUGUUGCUCCAGGUGGUGAAGAUGGCUUCACGGACAGCAUCCACUGUCUGGAACUGAUGUCCAUUUUUGUAAACUUCCCUUGCCAUCCAUCCCCAAAUGUUCUCAAGUGGAGUAGAUCAGAGGUUCUAAGCUCUACUUCGUAAUGUACAUUUUUGCAAUUGAUCAGGAGUGUAUGUGUAAUGUACAACUCAACCUUUGGAGACAAAAUGGAGCACGAAGGUGUUUGCAAGGUGAUGCAGCCACCUAGUGGCCUUUUACAGGUGCUUCUGGAAUUGCUCCAUUGCCGCUCACCUUUCGCAGGCUCGCUGUUUCGCGG